AAAUAGGCCACCAGUUUGUAAUGAGGAACCUACCUCUCCUUUGAAUGGCUGCUUUUUGAAUUUAACAAGAACAUCUUGGCAAGAUUAGAAGAGGACAACCAGCAGCAAAACAGAUGGACUCAGUUGCAGUGAUGAUGAGUGCACCAUUGGAAGAUCCGGAAUAUCAGGCUACCAUGGAAGAAGAAUAUGUACAAGGACAAUUCAGGAAGUUGCAAGCACAACGUAUGAUCAUGCAGAAGAAAACAUUCACCAAUUGGUUGAAUAAUGUUUUCUACAAACACAGCGCAAACAUUAAGAUUCGAGAUCUCUACACUGAACUGAAAGAUGGUAUUUAUCUCCUGCGUAUUUUGGAGCUACUGUCUUCUGAACAACUUCCCAGGCCAAACAAAGGCAAGAUGAGGGUUCAUUUUUUGGAGAACAAUAGCAAAGCCAUUCAAUUCCUCAAAUCUAAGCAGGUACAGGUGAAGCUAAUUGGGCCAGAAAAUAUAGUAGAUGGAGACCAGACCCUCAUCCUUGGAUUAAUGUGGAUAAUUAUCCUCAGAUUUCAAAUUUCAAUGAUCAGUCUUGAUAAGGAUGAAUUUGGGUCUAGAGUUGAUGCUCUGUCUUCCAAUGAAGCUCUAUUAGUUUGGUGUCAGUAUAAGACAGCCAGCUAUUCUAACGUCAAUGUGAAAGACUUUUCCAAAAGCUGGAAUGAUGGGCUAGCUUUCAAUGCCCUCCUUCAUGCUCACAGGCCUGAUCUUAUACAAUACAGCUCCCUGCGGCAUGACCAGCCCAUAAUUAAUCUAAAUAAUGCCUUCACUGUGGCGGAGAAGCACCUGGGAAUCUUAAAGUUGUUGGAUGCUGAAGAUGUGGCGGUGCCAUUUCCAGAUGAGAGAUCCAUCAUGACCUAUGUGUCAUUCUACUACCAUUACUUUUCCAGGCAGAAGCAAGGUCAAACAGUCCAGAAGAGGCUUGCUAAAAUCAUGUUCUGCCUGAAGGAGACAGAUGACUUGAAAUUCCAGUAUGAACACAUGAUCUUUGAACUCUUAAAAUGGAUAAAGCUCAAAGUGACAGAACUGGAUGACCAUUCUUUCCCCAAUUCUCUGGAGAAAAUGUGCUUCGUCAUGAAUAACUUUAAGAUCUUCCGCACUGUGGAAAAACCACCCAAAUACCGCGAGAAGGGAAUCAUUGAAGCCAAUUUCUUCUACAUACGGAUCAAACAGCAAGUCAACAAUCAGCGUGCUUAUCUGCCCCCUGAAGGAAGAACUUUAAGAGAUCUGGAAAAAAAAUGGAUUGCUUUGGAGAAAGCAGAGGACAGUCGAGGAAAAGCAAUACAGCAGGAGCUGUUAAGACUUGAGAGAAUUGAGCAACAGGUCCAGAUGUUUCUGAAGAAAGCAGCCAUUCGUGAGGCCUAUUUGAGGAACAUGAGAGAGAUAAUCCAAAAGCAGGGUGAUUGGCAACCUGACAAUAUAGAACAACUUCAGGCAGACACUAGGAAACUAGAGGCGAUUGAAGCAGAUAUGCUUCCCCAAGACCAACGCUUCAAAGCCUUGUCUACAAUGGCUGCUGAAAUCAUGCAGGAGAACUAUCAGGACAAUGACUUGAUUGCCAAUAAGCAAAUGGACAUCAUUCAGCAAUGGCAAGAUCUCUGGGACCAUCUCAAAAGACAAAAACAUGCUAUGGGAAAGAUGCAGGAAGUGCUAGUCCUUUUGAGGAACAUUGAUACCAUUAUGGAAGAACUUAAAGGAGUGCAGAUAUUAGUAAGCUCUAAGGAUUGUGGCAAAGAGCUCUUUGAAGCAGUGGAAUUUUUGCAAAAGCACAAAUUAGUUGUCUCCCAAAUCUCUUCUCUUGAGGAAAGCAUCAUGUGCAUUGCUGAAAAAACAGAAGAUAUAAUAAAAAGGAAAGCAGCCAAAUCAGAUAUGCUUCAAGUCAAAUAUCAGAUGCUUUGUCAACUACAUCAGAAUCUUCAGGAUUCCUGCCAAACACGGCAACUUCAGCUGGAAGGGGCUUUGAAGCUUUUUGAAUUUUUUCAUGAGUGCAAAGAAGAAAAGCAAUGGUUGUCUGACAAAUGGAAAUUAGUGAAGAUGGGUACCUUAGAGGAUGAUCUCACUCAUAUUUCAGCCUCUCUCCAAAGUCAUAAGUCUCUCCAAGUUGAGUGUGACUCCCAUCGAGCAAUUUGUUCUAAAAUAAUUUGCAAGGGCCGGGAGUUAAGGCAGAACAAUCCUUCAAACCGAGAGAUUCAGAAGAAGUUGGAAGACAUCCAGCAAUUAUGGCAACAGCUCCAAAAUGAGAUGACUAAUUGUAAGAUUCGCUUGGAUACAGCUGCUCUCAUUCAACAGUACUUUGCAGAUAUUAAUGAGGUUGACUCCUGGCUCCAGGAAAAACACACUCUCUUAGCCAGCAAAGAUUAUGGAAAAGAUGAAUCCAGUGCAGAAGCUUUGUUACAUCGUCAUCUUCGUUUGGAAAAGGAACUUGCUGCUUAUUUUACAGAAAUAAGUCACUUGGAGGAACAGGCCCAUUCUGUGGCACAGCGGGUGAUGCCAUCUGUACCAGCAGCAAAUUCAGAAAUCAACAACCAGAGAGUAGCUAAAAUGCCAUCAAAUCAUUAUCUUUCACAGACUCUUGUCAAACCUACUACAUUCAUUGGACAACUUGACUCUGAUUCACACAUUAUUAUGGAAAACACAUGGAAAAUGCAGAAGAAUGUUGUUUUGCUGUAUGAAAAACUGCAAACCAUGGCUGAGCAUAGGAAAAAAGAGUUACAAGAAAGAAUCCAACUGUAUCAAUAUUACAACUCCUGUGAAGAGUUUCAGUCCUGGAUAGAUGACAAGGAUAAAAUUUUCCAGACCAUUCAACCCAAAGCCGACAAUGUGGAAGCUAUGCAGCAAAAAUUCCAGAGUUUUUUAAUAGAAUUGGCUGUUGGGAAAAAACAGCUGGAUGAAAUCAAUUCCUCAUCAGAUAUGUUUUCUAAGAGGUGUCCUGGAAAACAGAAGGCGAUCCAAAGUCGUAAGCAAGAGAUAAACAAGAGGUGGGAAUGUCUGGAAACAUUAAAAGAAGAAAAAGGCUCAGAACUGAUUGGGGUUACCGAUGUGAAGACAUUUCUUCAGGAUUGCCAAGACACUCAAGAACUGUUACAAGACAAGAUGGCCAGCCUUGAGAAUUUGGGGCAAGGGAGCAAGCCAGCUGUCUUGCAAGGGCAGGCACACAAACUUUCGGCCUGCGAAAGAGAAAUCUUAGUUCUGGAGAGAAAAAUUGAAUACCAAAAGAGGGCAGCCAAUUUAAUCAAGGAUACCAAUCCUGCAGAAAGUCAUAUCAUAAAAGAACAUGGAGAAUACAUGGAGAAUCUAUUAUUAAUGUUAAAGUUAAAGGCAGAGGAGAAGAAAGUGGCUUUGCAGAUAGCAAGGGAUCAUCAAGCUUUUCUGCAAGAGAGCCACAGACUCCUCUUGUGGAUUGAUGAUAUGAAGGAGAAACUGACAAGGGAAGAGAUGUGUAUAGAUGUGGUCUCUGCAGAACAGCUCUUGAAAGAACACCAGGACUUGCUGAAAGAGAUACACAGCCAGAAUCACAGAUUUAAACAGCUGCAAGAAUUAGGUCAGAAGGUUGGAGCUCCUGAUGUUGGUGAAUAUAUAGACAGAGUUGCCCAAAGAAGGAAUGAGCUGGAUGAGUUGUGGACAGAACGACAGAAGAAGCUACAGGAAAAUAUAGAAUUGCAGAAAUUCAUCAAAGAAGUUGAUUCAAUCCUUGCUGCUAUCUCCAGUCAUGAGGCCUUUCUUCAGACUGAUAAUCUUGGGGAUCACGUGGAUUCAACUCAGAGUCUCCUGAAGCGACAUGAGGAUUUUGAACAAGUGCUGCUGGUGUUGAAACGUCGAGCAAAUGCAGCCAAUGGCCAAGGAGAGCAGCUAAUAGAAAGGGGUCAUUUUGCUUGUGACAGGAUUAAGAAAACAAUGGUUACCUUAUGUGAAAGAUGGAAAUUGAUCAUAAAUAAAUAUGAGCAGAGAAAAAGGAGGCUAUUAGAUUCUCUUCUACUACAGGAGUUCAUUCGUGACACUGCCGAGCUCUUGGUAUGGAUGGAAGAAAAAUACAAGAUAGCAUCAGAUGAGUCUUAUCGUGACCCAACAAAUAUCUUACGGAAGCUGAAAAGGCAUGAGGCUGCGGAACAAGAAAUGAUGGCCAAUAAGAAGCAUUUUAUGGGGCUGAUGACGACUGGAAAUCAACUAAUACAAAAUGACCACUAUGCUGCAGAUUCCAUUCAGGACAAAAUGUCAGAAAUAAAGAAGAAAUGGGAGAAGCUCUACAGCAAGAUGAUAGAAUGUGGAGAUAAACUGAGGCAGGCUGGCCAGCAGGAACAACUGAUGGAGCUUCUUGAGGAUGCUGACGAAAAGAUAGAGAAGAUAGAGAGGAUGCUUCGAAAUGCAGAAUUGGGUCAUAAUUUGCGUUCCAGUCGCAAUUUACUCAAGGAGCAUAGACAGCUAGAAAACGAAAUGCAGGGACUGGCUGAGAAAAUGAAUUCCAUUGUGUCUCACGCCAAGAGUGUAGCUACUCAUCACUUCAAUAGAGAGAGGAUUCUUGAUGAGACCCAGAGUUAUCUGGAAAGAUUUGAUUCCCUCCAAAAACCUCUUGCGGAGAGGGGGCAUCUAUUGGAGGCAAGUGUGGAGCUGUUUCAGUUCUACCAUUACCACGACAUGGAAAUGAAAUGGAUUAAUGAGCGAAUGUCUAUUGCCAAUUCCACAAUCCAAGGAAAAUCUUUAAAUGGGGCUCAAAGCUUGCUACAGAAGCAGAGGGAAUUACAGAUUGAAGUGAAAGCCCACAAACAGCAAAUCUCCAGGGUUCUAGAAAAGGGGAAUGCUGUGGCAGAAGAUAUGUGCAAGCCUUCUAGGAGAAUCAAAGAAAAGUGCCAGGAACUGAGCAAAAACUGGACAGAACUGGAAGAAGCAUGUGAUAAAAAAAUAAAGCAACUGCAGCAGUCAGUUGUUUACUAUCAGUUCUUAAUGGAUACUGGGGACCUGGAGAAUUGGGUGGCAGAGAAGCUUUCACUGGUCACCAACAAAGAUUGUGGUAAUGAUGAAGCCUCAACUCUUAACCAUAUAACAAAACAUAAGGCUCUAGAACAUGAAAUUGACAUUUAUCAGAACUUAGUCAUGGAACUAGAGGAAACUGCCAAAACUCUACCACUUUCAGACUCCAUCCACUAUGAUGAAGUUGAUAUGCCUCAAAGGCAGGUCCACAUAAAGCUUCAAGAAUUACAAACAUUGGCCAAAGCAAGGGGUAAAAGGUUGGAGGAGACACUUGAACUACAUGAUUUCCUGAGAGAAUGUGAAGAUCUUGAGGGCUGGAUCAAUGAGCAGAAGCAGGUAGCCAGUUCUGAAGACUAUGGAGCUGAUUAUGACCAUGUUCUUGUUCUUUGUGUCAAAUAUGAUAAAUCUCAGCAUCAAAUGGAAAUUGUUGCCCAGAGAGUUGCAGCGUGUGAUCAGUUAGCGCAGAAAAUGUUGGAUCAUGGCCAUUUUGAAUCCAGGGAGAUUCGGAACAAGCAGAAACAGUUGAGGAACAACUGGCAGGAGCUGCUGGAGAUGACAAACUACAAAGGCAAACAGUUACAAGAUGCUGAAGCAAUUUACAAGUGCCUACAGGACUUGACGGAAGCUCUCAGCCACAUUGAGGACAAACUGAAGACCAUCCCAGAUUCCACUACUAAAGAUCUGAGUGGGGUGAAGGCACAGCUACAUAAGCAAGCAACUCUUGAGCAUGAAUUAUUUGGGAAUGAGCAGCAGCUGCAUGUUUUGAUUGAUACUGCAGAUGGCGUGCUCUGCCUGUGCUCUGAGAGGCAGGCGGAGGCGAUCAAGGCAAAGCAACAGGCCUUAGUGGAGAAUUGGGAAAUCUUGCGAUGUAAAGUGGAACAAAACAGGGAGCAGCUGGAACGUGCUUACAGAUUAUACCGCUUCCAAACCUACGUAUGGGACUAUUCUUCCUGGGCAUCUGAGAUGAUAAGAACAAUGGCAGCUGAGGAGACCAUUCGAGAUGCAUCUACCAGCGGUCUGAAGAUUAAUCAGCAUCAGCAGCUAUUGCCAGAGAUUGAGUCUCGCGAUGAGAUUUACGAGCGAGUAUCACAGCUGGGACAAGAGCUCGCACUGGAACAGAAAAUGGCAACAGAAGAGAUCCAAAGUGUAUUAAAAACUCUGAUAGAAGCAAAGCGCAGAGUGUACCAGGUAUGGGCACAAAAGAAGGAAUGGCUAGAGAAGACCCAUCUUUUGCAGAUAUUUUACCGAGACUGUGAAUACCUGGACAACAUUUCAAACUCCCAAGAGAUGUAUUUGAAAAGCUGUGAUUUUGGAAGCAGUGUGGAUGAAGUGAUACAGCAGAUCAAGAAACAUGAGGCUUUCGAGAAGAUUCUAGCCUCCCAGGAAGAAAAGGAACUAUCUCUUCAGGAGCAAAUGGAAAAAUUGCAACCAGGCAGUGAGUUGGAAGUAAGACAGAUUCAACAGAGGUUCAGUGUGGUGUUAAAGAAAAGAAGAUGCAUCAGAGACCUUUCUCAAAGUAGGCAAGAAAAAUUGCAGGUAGAACUCCUGCUGGCUGUAUUCUACCAGGGUCUAACUGAGGCAGAGAGUUGGAUUGCUGAACGCAUGCAAAAGAUAAAGGCUCCUUCUUUUCAAAACUUCAGCAAGUCAUGUGACAAAAUGAAGCUUCUUCAGAAGCAUCAAGUCUUUGAGGCUGAGAUUCUGGCUCAUAAGGAUAUAAUUGCAAGUGUUAAUAUGAGAGGAGAAGCUCUACUACACCAUAAUAUUCCCCAGUCGGAAGAGAUCCGCCAAAAGAUGUCCUUGCUCCAAGAACAAUGGGAAAAGUUGGAUCAGGCUGUUGCUGCUCAUGGAAAGAUGCUUGAGGAGAGCAGGGAUUUUCUUGAAUUUCUACAAAAAGUUGACCAUGCAGAGGCUUGGAUCAGAGACAAGGUAGUCAUGGUUAAUAUUGGUGAUGUGGGGAAUGACUAUGAACAUUGCCUUCAGCUUUUGAAAAAAUUAAACGAAUUCCGAGGAAUGUCAGAGGGGGUAACAGUAGAUGAUGCACACAUCAGAGACAUCAAUGCUCUCGCUCUGCGAUUGAAGAGGCAGAAUGAGGAAGAGAUGAAAAUAAUACGCCAACGCCAAGAACAGCUGAAUGAAAGGUGGAACAGUUUCUAUGGUGAUCUUAAAACAUAUAAGAGGAAGUUGGAAGAAGCCUUGCAGAUCCAUGCCUUGAUUAGAGAAAUUGAUGACAUCACAGAGAGAAUUGGUGAAAAGAGUUCACUGAUACAAGCCUUGGAUUAUGGAAAAGAUGUUGAAAGUGUAGAAAAUCUACUUCGGAAGCAGGAUGAAAUAGAGAGAGAAAUUGGCAUUAUUCAGUCCAAGAUGGAGUCACUGGAACCAGAACUAUGUCAAAUUGAAAGGAAUCCAUCUACUAUAAGUAACAAACUGACUACAAAGCAAAAGGAAAUGGGAAACCAUUGGUUACAACUCCAGAAUGAGACCAAACAAAGGGGUGAGAAGCUGAUUGCUUCUUACCAGUUACAGAAGUUUAACUCUGAACUGAAGGAAUUGCUUGAUUGGAUUCAGGAGGUCAAAGGUCAAAUGGAACUUGGGGAUGUUCCUAAAAAUUUAGCUGAAGCAGAAAGUCUGAUAGAGGAGCAUCAAGAAGUAAAGGCAGAGAUUGAAGCUCGAGGGGAAAGACUUGGUGCUCUCAGCAACUACGGUCAGAAACUUGGCAGUUCUGGCCAUUAUGCAGCUCCUGAGAUCCAUCAUUCCCUCAUCAAGUUACAACAAGCAUUAAAUGAAAUGAUCCAGACCUAUGAAGAACAAAGUCUAAAAUUACUUCAAGCCAGAGACUUACAGAUAUUCUUUGGUUAUGUGGAAGAGAGUGAAAGUUGGCUAAGCAGCAAAGAGGCCUUUCUAACAAACAAAGACUUGGGGGAUUCAGUAUCCAGUGUGGAGAGUCUGCAGCAAAAUCACAUGCAGUUUGAAAAAGACUUGAAGGCCCACCUGAAGAAGAUUGAUAAGAUAACUUUCUUUGCCCAAAAGCUGAAGGACAGUCAGCAUUAUGAUUCUGAGAAUAUAAUGACUAAGUGCCAGGCUGUGUUGAGAAGGAAGGAAAAACUUUUGGAAAUCACUUUAAUUCGGAGGCGUCUGCUGGAGGAGUCCUGGCUAUUACAAAAAUUUCUGCACAAUUCUUUUGAGAUAGCUGCCUGGAUGAACGAAAAAAACAGUAUUGCCCUUGAUGAGAGCUGGAGAGAUCCUAGCAAUCUUCAGGCUAAACUACAAAAGCACCAGACUUUCCAGGCAGAGAUUGUGGCUAACAAAAAUCAUCUUAACAGAAUCAAAACAGAAGGAGAGAAAAUGUUCCACGAAAGGCAUUAUGCUUCUGAUGUCCUCCAGUCUAGACUCCAAGAAAUAGAUGAGCUUUGGGAUGAGUUGCUGGAAAACUGCGAGGAAAAGAAAAGAAAAAUUCUGGAUGCUUACAAGGCUCUGCAAUUUCUACAUCUCGUGGAUGAGGCUGAUAAAUGGUUGGAAGACCUAGAUGGCGAAAUGAAUUCACCAGAAAGCAGUGAUAAUCUACUGAUUCUGAAUGAUCUCCUAAAGAAACAGGAAGAACUGGAAGCCAGCUUUGUUGCCCACAGGGACCAUUUCCAAAGUCUGAUCAACAGAGUGCAAGAAUUUCAGCAGGAGAAACAUUUUCUGGCAGAUGAGAUAGAGAUAAGGGUGGAUCAGGUGGUACACAGAUAUAAAAGUUUUAGGGAGCCACUCCAGGAAAGGCGGCAGCAUUUGGAAGCCAACAAAUUGCUGUACCAGUUCCUCCAGGAUGUCAAUGAAGAAUUGACCUGGAUUCAUGACAAACUCCCUCUGGCAUCUUCCAGAGACUAUGGCCAGUCUUUGGCAACUGUUCAGAGCUUACAGGAAAAGCACCAGAAUUUAGAGAAUGAGAUUAACAGCCAUGAUGCCUUGACUAAAGCAGUGAUCAGUUCUGGGCAGAAGCUGGCGAAGGAAAAACAGGUUGCUUCCCAGACAAUCAUGGAACAAGUAAAGAAACUGACAAUUUGCUUUGAAAAUCUGAAGGAUGAAACUCAGGAAAGAAGAUGGAGGCUUGUAGAAUCUCAUAAAGCCCAGCACUUUUUCAGUGAGCUUUUGGAAGUGGAAUCCUGGAUGGCAGAAAAAGGAUUUCUACUAGAAACUCCAGAUUAUGGGAGAAAUGAAGAAUCAACUCAAGCACUGUUACGUAAAAUGGAAGCUACAAAGCUUGAUCUGGAGGGAUUUAAAUCCCGAAUUGAGAAGCUGAAGGAAACAGGAGACUAUUUCUUGAACAGUAAUAACCCAGAGAGUUCAACUAUCCUGCCCAAACUCCAGACUGUUUUAGAACAAUACUUGUGUCUCCAGGAUAGAGCAGAGAGACAAAUAAAAGCUUUGCAGGAACAAUCUCAGCUGCAUCACUUUGAAAGGGAAAUCCAACUGGUGGAUGCUUGGCUAUUGAGCAAACAGACUAUGGCUGAAUCAGAUAACUAUGGUCAGGAUUUGGAGAAUGUGGAGGUGCUAGAAAAGAAAUUUGAAGAUUUUAUGAAAGAGGUAGAAUCCCUAGGCCAUAAAAAAGUUCUCCUGAUAAACAAUCUAGCAUCUCAUCUUAGAACUGUGUGUCACAAUCAAAUAAGUCACAUCCAGAAGAAGACCCAGGAUAUCCAUGACAGAUGGGAGAGAUUGCAGCAAGCUGUCCAAACAAGAGCAGAGAAUCUCAGAGCAGCUCAUCAAGUUCAUCAAUAUGAUCGUGAUGUGGAUGACCUAAAAGGUUGGAUGCAGGAGAAAGAGGCUGUUGUGACCAGAGAUGAUUAUGGUUAUGAUCUACUUGGAGUUCAGACCCUCCUUAGCCAACAUGAAGGAGUGGAGAGGGAACUAGUGGCCAUUGCAAAAGAGUUGGAAAGGGUUAGAGGAGAGGCCUGCCGCCUGGGCUGCCUCUACCCUCUGCCCAGGGAGAACAUGAUGAACAGACUUUCUGAGGUUGAUGAGUGCUGGGAAAAACUGGACAAGAAGUGUGUGGAAAGAAAGCUGAAAUUGCAGCAGGCUGAACAAGUCCAAAUCUACUUCAAUGACUGCAGAGAGUUGACAGCCUGGGCAAGAAAGAUGCAUUCCCUGAUUGUUUCAGAGGAGGUAGCAAAUGAUCUUCUGGGAGCUGAAUUGCUUAUUGAACGCCACAAGGAAUACAAGCUUGACAUAGACAAACAAUGGUUGAAAUAUGAAGAUUUGGAGCAAAUUGGAAAUAAUCUGGUGAAGGACGGGCAUUUUAUGUGCAUGGAAAUCAAAGAGAAACUCUCUGAAUUAUUGGAGCUAAUGCAAAAAGUGAGGGAAAUCUGGAAUAUGAAGAAAGACUUGUAUGAGGAAAACUGGGAGAUUCAGCUAUUAAAAAGGGAGCUGGACUUUGCUGAAACCUGGUUGACAGCUAAGGAGAGUUUUCUUUCAGAUUCAAAUUAUGGGAAUUCUGUUUCUGAUGUUAAACAUCUGUUGAAGAAGCAUCAAGAUUUUGAAAAAAUGCUAGAAGCCCAAGAAGAGAAGUUUGCACAGUUGAAUAGAAAGACAAAGAGAGAAUUGAAGCUACUGAGACAAGUGACUAUAGAAGAAAAUGAGCAAAUGACAAAAUUGAUCAAAGUCCCCUCACUAAGAAGGCGACAUUCAGAUAGAAGAACCACAAUGCUUGAGCCAAAGAAAACUCAGCAAUUACCACUUAGGUCCUCAAUUUCCAACUUAAGAAAACCCCUCAGUGUCUCUCCUACCCAAAACUCCAAAGAGAGUUUGCACCAAAUCAGUUCUGAAGAAGACUUGAUCUUGAUAAAUGAUUCUCCUGAACCAAGAGUGCUUGGCUUAGAAAAUUCCAUGCCAGAAAUGGAGAAUUCUUUAUGUCCUUCAUUGACUUCAGACUUGAAUAUCCAGCAAGCUGAUGUUGAGGUUUUAGAGUCACACACUCGUGAUUUUAAUCCGUCAGAUGUGAAAAACAGUUGCGAAACUUCUAGCUCUGAGUUAGAAACUAGUGAAAUGAAAACUCUGGAUGGUCAAGGAUCCCCUGAUGAUUGCCAAGGUUUUCUGCGCUCAGAUUUAGCACCAGAAGGAUCAGAAGCUGCUUCCCAAAUUUCUGCAAAUCAAUACAUUAUGGCAGGUUUUCUAGAAAAGAGAGACCAGGUCCUUUCAAGAAAAAAAGAGCCAAAGACAAGAGCUUGGAACACUUUUUAUGUUCAGCUUCAAAGACAUAAACUUGACUUCUAUAAUGAUGAGAAGGAAGUGAUUCAGAAAAUACUUCCAGACUUAUCACUUAGCAUAGCUGGAGCCAGGUGUGAGAGGCUAAUGAACUAUCCCAGGAAACAAUAUGCUUUCAGCUUAAGAACAAGUGAUGGAGCAGAAUACUACCUUGCAGCAUCUUCUGAGAAGUUAAUGGAGGAUUGGAUGCAAGCCUUAUGGAGUAAUUUAGAUCAUAACAGCAAUCAGAAGGCAGUUUUAAUCAAUGUAAAUGUGGUGAAACCUCAGAUAAAACCUUGGAUUUCUGCAGCUGGAACUUCUACACAUAAACAGACUAACAAAGAUUUCCUUCUGAGGAGAACUCCUUCCUUCAAAGCUAAUCGAGAAGAAAGGCUCUCUGGAAGUUCUGUUAAAUCAGAAAUAUCAAAGCAAAAUUACAAAACUCUUGCUCCGAAUUCUAAAGAACCUGGCAGCGGAACUGAGCCCAUGGUGAACACAACAAAGUAUGUAGACAAUCCUGAUGCUGCAGAGAGAUCUGGAACACAAACAGAUGUCAAGAAACAUAAGGGGAUUUUUAAGCAUCUUUUCAGGAAGAAAUAGAAGCAAUACAGUUUGCUUGAAUUUCCUAGAGAUGCUAGGUUCUUCAGUCCAUUGAACCCUAUUGCCUUUACGAUUAAUUUAAGAGGUAUGGCUGAAAAAGAAAUGUGCACAUUAUCUAUUGAAUAAGCAUCCUCCACCAAAUGUACAUUCAUAUCCCUCCAAUAUUUCUGCCAGAAAUUAUAAACAAUUAUCACGUAAAUUAUGUAGCACCAGGUAUUUAUAAUUGCAUGCAUCUGAAAGCCAUGAAAGUUUGGAGUUAAUAUUGGACAAUUGUGAGUAUAUCAGUGCUGUUACCCUCCUUAACAUCUAUAGGAGAUUAAAAAGAGGGAAAUAAGAAGUAGGAUUUCUAUUUAAUGAAAAACUUUGGUUGUAUGAAAAAAUGCACUACAGGUAUCUCUGAGCAAAUAUUUCUUCUAUGCAGAUAUGAGGACUAGAGAAGCGUCAUAACCUUGACAGGACAGCUUCUAAUAUUGGGAAAGUCCUGAUUAUUGAUUUAUAAAAGGAUACAUCCAAUCGUCAUUAGGUAAAAUUAAUUAAAUCUAUAUCAAGUAAUAAAAACAAUUCUGCCCAUCAUUUUGUCUACAUUUUAAAAAACAAUACUUGAAAAAUUGAAGUAGGUGACACACCAGCACAAGAAAUAAAUUAGUAUGUAUUUUCAAAGUUUGAAAACUGUUUUCUAAAGAAAAGAUAUAGUAUAAAAACCAGAUUUUAUUCAGGUCUUUCCUUAAAUUAAUAAAUAUAUUCAUGCAUUUCUCAAACAAAUCCAGAAAGACACAAGGAGUUUAAUGUAUUUAUUUUAUUAUGAAGUAGUAAUCGCUGUGUACCGCUACAUACAUUUUUGGUUUCUUUUCCCCCACAGUAAUAGCAUACAGAAGCCUCUGGUAAAGAGAAUUUUUGAAGAAUAGUAGCAUUUUCUCAGAUUAAUCUCAAAAAACUAUUUUUUUCAUUCUACAAUGGAUAAAUGAGUAUAUCUUUUUCAAAAAAAGGUUAUCAGCAGGUGUCAUGGGAGAGGGUUCAAUAAAUUAAAUCACAGAAAAUAGCAAACCAAUAGCUGUUGGGCAAUAGCUACCAAGAAUUAAGCUUCCAUAGUUGAGUUUUAAUCAGAUCUUCAUGAUAAAAAGAUUGUCCUUCAUUUAUCAUUAUUCCAACCUGAGAUAACAUUUGAGAUUUCAGCAUUGUCAUUAGAUAUUAAAAGAAUAAAUAUCUUCAAGAAGCAAUUAUAUAGAAAACCGUACAGAAAUAUAUUAAAUAAAUGUCUCAAAGCACAGAUACUUUCAAUAAAUUAAGAUAAUAAACUAAGCUAUAGGCUCAUGUUUAAAAGCAUAUAAUUAGAAUUUGAUUCAGUAUCUGUUGAAUUACACCAAUGUGGUUUUAGAAUUUCAAACAAAUUAAUACCAGUGGUUAAUCCUUACAUUGCCUUUCAUUUUUUUAAUUUCUGAGUUUUAAUUCAGAAAUAAGUCGUAUGAAGUUUACUGAACUUAUUCCCAGAUAGACGCUGGACAGUACCUGCUUUAGUUUGUCAAAUGGUAUAAUAAAACAAAACAAUAGCUACAA
Molecule: messenger RNA, 13364 nt
Organism: Crotalus tigris (Tiger rattlesnake)
Lineage: Eukaryota; Metazoa; Chordata; Lepidosauria; Squamata; Viperidae
Gene: SPTBN5
Product: spectrin beta, non-erythrocytic 5
Exons: 70
Coding region: 114-11810 (3898 amino acids)
Biological process (GO): actin cytoskeleton organization
Cellular component (GO): cell projection; cortical actin cytoskeleton; plasma membrane
Molecular function (GO): phospholipid binding; actin filament binding
Source: RefSeq, a predicted model, not a curated record